Amborella trichopoda is the source of this 1588-nucleotide messenger RNA. It is a transcript of the gene RHL2, whose product is annotated as Spo11/DNA topoisomerase VI, subunit A protein. Gene Ontology annotation, biological process: reciprocal meiotic recombination; DNA topological change; meiotic DNA double-strand break processing. Gene Ontology annotation, cellular component: nuclear chromosome. NCBI's taxonomy places the organism in Eukaryota, Viridiplantae, Streptophyta, Magnoliopsida, Amborellales, Amborellaceae. The record is from RefSeq and is a predicted model, not a curated record. Gene Ontology annotation, molecular function: DNA binding; DNA topoisomerase type II (double strand cut, ATP-hydrolyzing) activity; ATP binding.
AGAUCAUUUAUCUUUGUAGCUAUAUUUACAACUUUGAUAGCGUGAUGUGCCGAGUUCGACAAAAUUUAUUUUGAGGUUUGAGCUUAAAGAGGACUCGGCGUUUUAAUCUGACUCCCGCCAAAUCUCUCGCCCUCGAACCCUAGGGCUUGCUUGCUCUUUUUUUGUCUCACAUCCAAGCGCUUUAAUCUCCCCUCCUCCUGCACUCUCUCUCUCGUUGUAUCUCGAGCCUGAGUUUUAAUGGCGGACCGCAAGAGAAAACGACCUGUAAAAGCAGACUCAGACUCAGAGGAAGCAUCAUCCUCUAAAGGAGCACUUGCCUUCAAAAAACGCUUAAAACCAGACGAACAAAUCCUUAAUUCCAUUACUGAACUUAGAGCUGCUCAGAAAGAGAAGCCCCAGUCCCUCUCUCUCUCUGACCUAAAUCUGGGCAUUGCUUGCAGAGAAGUCGUUGACCUUGAAUCGACCUCAGUUCGCUUGGCCAUAGAGCACACCAUCCUCUCCAUUGCUGCUUCGAUCCUUGCUGGUAAUGGAUUCUCUUACCAGGUACCCUCUCGCAACAACUCGAAUCAGCUCUAUGUACCGGAGCUAGAUCGAAUUGUUCUCAAAGAUAAGUCCUCUUCUCGCCAGUUUGUUAACCUCUCGACUGUUAGAAAAGCCACCAUUACCACAAGGAUCCUGCAACUUGUUCAUCAGCUCUCUAUCAAGCAAAUCCAUGUUACAAAACGUGACCUAUUUUACACUGACGUCAAGCUUUUUCAAGACCAGAGUCAAUCUGAUAGUAUCCUGGACGAUGUUUCUUGUAUGCUUGGUUGUACAAGAUCAAGCCUCAAUGUGGUGGCAUCUGAGAAAGGAGUAGUGGUUGGGAGGUUGAUAUUCAGUGAUAAUGGUGAUCGCAUCGACUGUACAAGAAUGGGGGUUGGUGGAAAAGCAAUUCCCCCCAAUAUCGAUAGGGUUAGUGACAUGGAGAGUGAUGCCCAUUUCAUUCUUCUGGUCGAGAAAGAUGCAGCUUUCAUGAGACUUGCAGAGGAUCGAUUCUAUAACAGGUUUCCGUGUGUUAUUGUUACAGCAAAGGGUCAACCUGAUGUAGCGACUCGAUUGUUUUUGAAGAAGAUGAAAGUUGAGUUGAAGCUUCCAGUUUUGGCACUAGUUGAUAGUGAUCCAUAUGGACUGAAGAUCUUAUCAGUUUAUAUGUGUGGCUCAAAGAAUAUGUCUUAUGAUAGCUCAAAUCUCACUACGCCUGAUAUAAAAUGGCUGGGCAUUAGGCCCACUGAUCUGGACAAGUACAAGAUACCAGAGCAGUGUAGACUGCCUAUGACCGAGCAGGAUGUGAAGACUGGUAAGGACUUGUUGGAGGAAGAGUUCGUGAAGAAGAAUCCUGGAUGGGUUGAGGAAUUAGGGAUCAUGGUAAAAAGUAGGCAGAAGGCUGAGAUUCAGGCAUUGAGCUCAUUUGGGUUUCAGUAUUUGUCGGAGGUUUAUUUACCUUUGAAGAUCCAACAGAAGGACUGGUUGUAAAUCGACUCAGAUCUUUUUGUUUCCAAUUAAGUCGACGCAGCCUUGAAUCUCAUGACAUUAGCUAUCUAUACCAAUG